Molecule: messenger RNA, 2862 nt
Organism: Solanum verrucosum
Lineage: Eukaryota; Viridiplantae; Streptophyta; Magnoliopsida; Solanales; Solanaceae
Product: exosome complex exonuclease RRP44 homolog A
Exons: 24
Coding region: 3-2801 (932 amino acids)
Biological process (GO): rRNA catabolic process
Cellular component (GO): nuclear exosome (RNase complex); cytoplasmic exosome (RNase complex)
Molecular function (GO): RNA binding; endonuclease activity; 3'-5'-RNA exonuclease activity
Source: RefSeq, a predicted model, not a curated record
AUAUGUUGAAGAACAAAGCAUUCUCACGUCAAACCAGACAAGGCAGAAUAAUUAAGGAAGUUAGGGAACAUUAUUUGCGAGAUGAUAUUUAUUGCGGAGCCCCUUAUUGCAAGAAUGGGUGUAAAGUUUCAUCUCCUUGUUUAAGCGACUCUCACUUCACUAUUCUUGUUCUUGACACCAACGUUGUUCUCAACCAGAUUGAUUUGCUGGAGAAUCAAGCUAUUGACAACGUGGUAGUGCUAUCCGUGGUGUUGUCGGAGGUCAAGAACAAGAACAUUGCGGUUUAUAACAGACUCAGGGCUCUGUGUAGCAAUUCUUUAAGGAAGUUCUUUGUCUUUUCUAACGAAAAUCACAAGGAUACUUAUGUGAAGGCAAUGGCUGGUGAAAGUCCAAAUGAUCGGAAUGAUAGAGCUAUUAGGGUUGCAGCUAAAUGGUAUCAGGAUCAUCUUGGCAGCGCAGUAAGUGUCUUGCUAAUUACGAAUGAUAGAGAGAAUAAGAAGAAGGCAAUUGAAGAGGGAAUUUCUGCAGAGACAGUUGAAUGCUAUGUAAAGUCACUUGGUCAGCCAGAAUUGCUUGACCUAAUAGUACAGCCUCCUUCUGAAGAUGUUAAUAUGGCUGAUGUUGAGGAUUUGAGGCCUUCAAAGCGAAAAGUCAUUUAUAAUGAGCAUAAGCCCAUGUCAGAAAUUACUUCUGGCUUGCUUCGGGGACUCCUUCACCAGGGGAAACUUCGCGUUAACCGUUUUAAUCCAUUUGAAGCAUAUGUUGGAAGUGAAAGCAUUGGUGAUGAGAUAAUUAUAUAUGGACGUGCAAACAUGAAUAGGGCUUUUGAUGGUGAUAUAGUGGCAGUUGAGCUUUUGCCUCCAGAACAGUGGCACGAGGAGAAGUCUUUGGCAUUAGCUGAUGAAGACGAUGAAGAAGAAGAUGUUCAUUUAGCUCCAAACACUGCUGAUGAUGCUCCUAGAGUCCUGAAUCAAGGGCAAACUGCACCUGAGGAAAUGAAACCUUCUCGUCCAACUGGAUGUGUUGUUGGUAUCAUAAAGCGGAACUGGCACUCUUACUGUGGAUCCUUGGAGCCAAUGCCUAUGCCAGCUGGUGAUGGUGGUCGUGCCCAUGCCUUAUUCGUAUCCAAAGACCGCAGGAUUCCGAAGAUACGGAUACAAACUCGUCAAUUGGGAAAUUUGCUGGAUAAACGGAUUAUCGUUGCGGUUGAUUCAUGGGAUCGUUUGUCUCGAUAUCCAACCGGUCACUAUGUGAGGACAAUUGGUGAAAUAGGUGAUAGGGACACCGAAACAGAGGUGGUACUAAUAGAGAAUGAUAUAGAUGCCAGGCCAUUUUCUGCCCAAGUGUUGGCGUGCUUGCCACCAUUACCUUGGUCUGUGUCUUCUCAAGAUUUGACAAAUCCUAUUAGACAGGAUUUGCGUCACCUGCGUGUAUGUAGUGUGGACCCUCCUGGAUGCAGAGAUAUUGAUGAUGCAUUGCAUUGUAUGGCUCUUUCAAAUGGAAAUUUUGAAGUGGGAGUUCAUAUUGCCGAUGUUACUAAUUUUGUUCAUCCUGGAACUCCACUCGAUGAUGAGGCUUCACAAAGGGGUACUUCUGUAUAUCUUGUAGAGCGUAGAAUCGACAUGCUUCCAAAACCUCUUACGGAAGAUAUUUGUUCACUUCGUUCUGAUGUUGAAAGACUAGCUUUCUCAGUUAUCUGGGAAAUGACACCUGAUGCCGAGAUUAUUUCUACAAGAUACACUAAAAGCGUGAUUAAAUCAUGUGCAGCAUUAUCCUAUGUCGAGGCGCAAGCAAGAAUGGAUGAUAGUCGCUUGGUGGAUCCAAUAACUUCAGAUUUACGAAAUUUGAAUGGGUUAGCCAAGAUAAUGAGGCAAAGACGCAUUGAUAGGGGUGCACUGACACUUGCUUCUGCUGAAGUCAAAUUUCAGAUUGAUACUGAAACUCAUGACCCUCUUGAUAUCGGAAUGUAUCAGAUUCGUGAAGCAAACCAAAUGGUUGAGGAGUUUAUGCUUGCUGCUAAUGUUGCAGUUGCUGAAAAAAUCCUUAAGCAUUUUCCUGUCUGCUCACUAUUAAGACGCCAUCCAAGCCCAACCAAAGAAAUGCUUGAGCCUCUUCUCCGCACAGCUGAAGCAGUUGGUCUUAGUUUGGAUGUGACAUCAUCCAAAGCAUUGGCUGACUCUCUAGAUCUUGCCAAGGGUGACGAUCCAUACUUCAACAAGCUGAUCCGGAUUCUGGCAACCAGAUGCAUGACACAGGCGGUUUACUUUUGUAGUGGAGACCUUAGUCCUCCAGAAUAUCUUCAUUAUGGUCUUGCCUCUCCUCUUUAUACUCAUUUCACCUCGCCCAUUAGAAGAUAUGCUGAUGUCAUCGUCCAUCGAUUGCUUGCUGCUUCUUUGGGAAUUUAUCAGCUUCCCGGUGUUUUCCAAGAUAGACCCAAGCUAACUAGUAUUUCUGACAAUCUAAAUUAUCGGCAUAGGAAUGCUCAGAUGGCCAGCAGAGCAUCAGUAGAGCUCCAUACUCUCAUUUUCUUCAGGAAGCGACCAACAGAUACUGAGGCGAGAAUAGUGAAAAUAAGAUCCAAUGGCUUCAUUGUCUUUGUGCCCAAGUACGGUAUUGAAGGGCCUGUAUACUUGACAUCUAAAGGUGACAAUGGAGGGGAAUGGGUAGUCGAUGAGAAACAACAGAAAAUUAGAAAGCUUGAUGGAAGUGUUUCGUAUGGUGUACUUGGAACAGUGAGAAUUCACAUGGAAGUCGUUGAGCCUCAGCCUAAUCGGCCUAAACUACAACUAACCCUUGUAUGAGACCGAUAACUUUACCAAGAAAGUCGAGGUCGAUAGCAAGUAGUUGUUAUUCCAGUGUGAU